Molecule: messenger RNA, 1606 nt
Organism: Astrephomene gubernaculifera
Lineage: Eukaryota; Viridiplantae; Chlorophyta; Chlorophyceae; Chlamydomonadales; Astrephomenaceae
Source: the annotation of a GenBank genome assembly
CCUGCCAUUUACAAAGAGGAUUAAGCAUAUAAUUACACAUAAAGCUCGCAAAGACCAACACUCGUCCUGAUAUAGCUGAGCAGAUCUCGUUAGGUUAGCAACAAUGUUGCCUCGGCCCACGACGCAUUCCAAGGCUCUAGGUCCUGGCGUAGCUGGUCCAGAGCUUGCAGUGGCAACAUCAGCGAUUCUGGACAGACCACCUCAGCCCUCCGCGCACCUGCCACUCUCAGGCGCCCAGCCCUGCUUCGUGGACCCAUCCGCCCUUGCGGACCCCCGCCAGCACACCAAGUACCCUUACGUCACCGGCACCUCCGUCCUCGCCAUCAAGUACAAAGACGGCGUCCUAAUCGGCUGCGACACGCUUGGCGCCUACGGCAGCACCAAGCGCUACAAGAGCACGCAGCGCCUGUACCAGGUCAACAGCAAGUGCGUGGUGGCCGCGGGCGGCGAGAUCAGCGACUUCCAGCACAUUCAAACACUCCUGGACGAGCUCACCACAGAUGACUACCGCACCGACGAUGGUAUAGAGCUCACGCCGCAGGAGAUCUACUCCUACCUCUGCCGCGUCAUGUACAACCGGCGUAACAAGUUCGACCCGCUUUGGAACUCGCUUGUGGUGGGCGGCGUGCAGGAGGAGGGCGGCCCCUUCCUGGGUAUGGUGGGCAUGAUCGGCACGCACUACACGGACAGUCACGUCACCACGGGUUUCGCCAACCAGCUGGCGCGGCCGCUGUUCCGAGAGCGGCAGCGGGACGACAUGGAGGAGGAGGAGGCGCUGAAGCUCAUGUACGACUCGCUCAAGGUGUGCUACUACCGUGACAAGGUGUCCAUGAACAAGUUCCAGAUCGCCAAGGUCACCAAGGAGGGCGGCGUCAGCAUCUCCGAGCCCUUCGCGCUGGACAUGCGCUGGGACUACAAGCUCUUCGCCGCACCCACGCAGUGGGCUGUGGGCGCAUGGUAAGGGUUGGUAGGGAAGAGCGCAGGGUAAGGAAAAGAGGAGGAGCAGCAGCUGCGGCGACGGCGGAUGUCGUACUCCAGAUGGUGUUGCGAGGUGGAGCAGCUGCGGGUGUGUGUUGUGCAGCUGUCGUGCUGCAUUUGUUGGUGCGAGGAGGGUGGGUGCGUGCGGUGGUAGCAUCAUGGGAGGGGCGGGGGCCGGGGAAGAAGGAAGAUAGGGGCGCUGCGCGGCGCAGGUGGUGGGGCGUUACAAAGUAGAGGCUGCUCGUUGGGUUGCCAUCCGGAGCGUGUGUUUGGAUGGAUGGUGCAGGUGUUAGGUGGCCCAUGUGCAGUUGAAUUCAGGUUUUUGCCCUGUAGGCUGGACUCCUGUGUCCCCUGUCAUCAGUGGUUGAACAUGUGUUGGACGAGAACUGGCCCCGAGGAGAAACGUACACAGGUGCUGUGGAGCAGGGCAGCCGCCCAGGGUCAUGAACUCCUGAUGCAUGUAUGAACCGCAAUGCACAGCAACCAGGGGCAUAUCGCGUGUGAAACACAAGGAGGCAGGGUUUUAGGUAACACCGUUGUGCAUUUGGCUGUGCAUGCAAUCUGGGUCCGGAUGGCUUUUGGGGGGAGCCGCAGGUGUUGAUGUGCCCAAUGUAACAUUAGGGAAUUC